This is a messenger RNA of Tripterygium wilfordii, 4204 nucleotides long. Its product is annotated as putative pentatricopeptide repeat-containing protein At1g13630. Gene Ontology annotation, molecular function: protein binding. The transcript has 2 exons. The record is from RefSeq and is a predicted model, not a curated record. Lineage: Eukaryota; Viridiplantae; Streptophyta; Magnoliopsida; Celastrales; Celastraceae. Bases 324 to 2831 code for a protein of 835 amino acids.
AAUUGAAACCUAGCAGCCCAGCCCAUGACAUGACGCUGCCAAAACGGCAAGUCCUCUGUCGUUUUGUGGUUCUUUUUUAUUAUCGCGAAUCCAAGGCCUCAUCCCUGACUGCGACACAGAUCUUCCGUCUUCAGCUUUUCCCUCGAGUUUUCUCCUUCUUUGCGAGAUACACUGGAAUUCCAACCAUAUUCUCACAUGGUUGUUAAUAUCGGUACCUAACCAACUUCCUCGUAUCUGUAUGUGGACUGCAACUGUUCCUCUGGAGAUGAACACAGAGCCGAGAGGAAAACAGACAGACAAUCAGAAACCUUAAACCCCAUUCCAUGCUCAAUAAAUGGAAGCGACUCAAUUUUCCUGGAAAGUUCCCUUUUUUAGCCUCCCUGUCUUCCCUCAUCGUCUCCAAAUCUUCUGUCUCCGUUGCUGCAAAGAUAGAGUAUGAACCUACCACCUGCAAGACCACAGCGGUUAACCCGAAUCCAAGAGACCCCGUCAAUGAAAUCCUGUUGGGUUUUAGGAGCUUGGGGUUUAGAAGAUUUAUUGGCGGACAUUAUUUUCGAAGCAUAAUCUCUAUGUUGAAUCACGCUCAAGUCGAUCGGAUUAUCGAUUAUUUAAGAGUUGAGGAUGCGGAGUCUGCAGUGGAUUUUUUCAAUUUGUUGAAGGAUGAGUUUGGAUUUCGGCAUUCGAGGGGUUCGCGAUUUCUUGUAUCGCAUGUUUUGGCGAAAGAGAGGCGGUUGAGGGAGCUGCAUUUGAUUUUGAAGCAACUGCUGCAAGAUGAAGGUUCUGGCUCAGCUCCUUCACUUUGUGAAUUUCUAUUGGAUAGUUUCAGGGACUGGGAUUCAAAUGGUGUGGUGUUGGAUAUGUUGGCCCUUGCUUAUUCAAAAUCUGAAAUGGUUUAUGAUGCCCUAUUUGUUCUUGCAAUGAUGAAAGAUUUGAACUUGCAAUCUUCGAUCCAAACCUAUAACAGUUUGUUGUACAACUUGAGGCACAAUGAUAUAAUGUGGGAUGUGUAUAAUGAAAUAAAAGUUAGUGGGACACCCCAAAGCGAGCAUACUGAUUCAAUAUUAACAAAUGGUUUGUGUUGUCAAUCCCGGGUACAAGAUGCAGUUUCCUUCCUGCGAAAUACUGAAGGGAAGGUUUUUGGGUCUUCUGUUGUUUCCUUCAAUACCAUCAUGUCGAAGUACUGUAAAUUGGGUUUGGCAGACGUUGCAAAAUCAAUUUUUUGUUUGAUGAUUAAAUAUGGAUUACACCCUGAUGUAUACAGUUACAAUAUUCUUAUUCAUGGGCUAUGUGUUGCUGGUUCCAUGGAAGAAGCAUUAGAGUUCAAAGAUGAUAUGGAGAAGCAUGGGAUAGGUCCUGAUAUUGUAACUUACAAUAUCCUUUGCAAGGGGUUUCAUCUACUUGGUUUGAUGAGCGGGGCUUGGAAGGUUAUACAGAAUAUGUUACUUAAAGGGGUGAACCCUAAUCUUGUUACAUAUACAAUAUUGAUAUGUGGGCAUUGCCAGACAGGCAAUAUUGACGAAGGAUUGAAGCUGGGCAGGGAGAUGCUCUCACGGGGAUUUCAGCUGAGCAUAAUCUCAUACAGCGUGUUGAUCAGCUGCUUGUGUAAAAGUGGACAGGUUGAUAAAGGGUUGGAGUUAUUUCAUGAAAUGGAAGCUAAUGGCUUGAAGGCAGAUCUUAUAACGUAUUCAAUUCUCAUCCAUGGUCUCUGUAAACAGGGAGAAGUUCAAAGGGCUAUGCAAUUAUAUAAUGAAAUGUGCUCAAAAAGUAUCUCUCCUAACUCAUUUGCUCAUGGUGCUUUUCUGUUGGGUUUUCGUGAGAAAGGGAUGAUAUCUGAUGCAAGAAUGUACCUUGAUGCUGUGACAAUGAGCAACUUGACUCAGGAUAUUGUAUUGUAUAAUAUUAUGAUUGGCAGUUAUGUAAAAUUUGAUGAUAUUGAGGAGGCUGUACGGUUAUACGAACAAAUAAUUCGACAUGGGAUCACACCUACUGUGGUCACUUUUAAUUCUCUUAUAUAUGGGUUCUGCAGAACUGGAAGGGUAGCUGAGGCUAGAAGAUGGAUGGAUACCAUCAAGAGUUAUGGAUUGGAACCAACUGCAAUAACCUACACAACUCUUAUGAAUGCAUACAGUGAAGAAGGAAAUAUGGACACCGUGCUUGCGUUGCUUCAGGAGAUGGAAGAAAAAGUAAUCAGACCUACCCAUGUCACUUACACUGUAGUAAUUAAAGGACUUUGCAAACAAGGGAAGCUGCAUGAAUCUGUCCAAUUACUGGAGGAUAUGCAUGGUAAAGGGAUUACCCCAGACCAAAUCACAUAUAAUACCAUCAUCCAGUGCUUCUGCAAGGUAAAAGACAUGAGAAAAGCCUUUGAAUUAGUGGAUGAGAUGUCACUGCAUAACCUUGAGCCUACGCCUGCUACAUAUAAUGUUCUCCUUAAUGGCCUUUGUGUAUUUGGUGACUUAAAGGGAGCGGAUGGGCUGCUAAUUUCUCUUCAGGAACGAAAUAUCAAGUUAACAAAAGUUGCUUACACCACUUUAAUCAAAGCACAUUGUGUGAAGGGAGAUGCAAGUAGAGCAGGUGUGUUAUUUCGAGAAAUGGUGGAAAAGGGAUUUGAAAUAUCAAUAAGAGAUUAUAGUGCUGUGAUCAAUAGAUUGUCUAAAAGGGGUUUGAUAACGGAAACGAAAUUCUUUCUUUCCAUGAUGUUAUGUGAUGGCGUUUCUCCUGAUCAAGAAAUUGGGGAAGUCCUGCUUAAUGCUUUCCAUCAAGGUGGUGAUACCAAUUCAGUUCUUGAACUACUUGGUCAGAUGAUCAAAUUGGGCUUACUUGGUGAUUGACAUAGAAAGAGGUGACUCUCAUAAAACAUUUUCUCGUUGGUUGCUACUGAAAUGAAGUAAAUGAGAUAUAACAUUACAGUUUCACACUUCGGCCACGAAAGUUGUUGAAAUUGUUCUUAUGAACAAAUCUAACAGUUUCACAUUCACUUUAUAUCCCUCUGGGGCAAGCACAUCCAUCAACGGGGAUUGCAUUCCAGUAGCAAUUGGAUACCAAGGAAGCCAAAUGUGGUGCACCUUUUCGCAAAUUUCUUUUCAUGAAGUGGUAAAGCACCAGGAUGAAUACAUUACCAUCAGCGAUACUAUGAACCGGAAGAUCUUCCUGCAAAAGAGAUGAGAAAAAGGCUCAACAAGGAGAUCUGUUGACUGUUUCGAAAGUGUUGGAGUGGGGUGUCCUGUUUUUUUACAUUCUUAAUGUUUGGACCUAUGCAGGGCCUGGGGAGUGCAGAAUAGACGAGCUGAAGAUGGAAAUUUAAGUUAUUUGGAGCCUGGAGGCCAGGAAGCUCUAAGACGUUGAAAUGAAAAGGCUAGCUAAGGUAAAUACCAAAGGUGCUAUGAAAUAAAAAAGAGUUAAGACUGUAAUGCCUUCAAUUAUUUUAGGUACAUUUUAGGUUCCCUCUUGAUAAGCUCUGAAAGCUGUGAGUGUGUGUGUAAGCUCGGGAAUCUGUGUGUCUCUGUGCAGACGGAGUGCUUUCUUUAGAUGUCUUUAGGCCUAAGGAAGGAGUUCAUGAAUCUUAUUGAAGACAGAUGCUGAGUUUGGGGCCUUCUGCACUUCUGAUGGGUUUCUUCAACCUUGACUCCGUAGAGCGCUAUUCAAAGCUUUGAGUAGUACUAUACGAAUGCACAAAAACACUGUGAAUAAAGCAUGGAAAUGAUUUCACGAAAAAACUCCUCUUCCAUUGGAAAUAUAUAUUCAGGAACAAAAGGAAAGGAAAAGAAUCUCUACUUCUGAAGAAUGUUACUCCAGUCAGGUACCGUUGCUUCCAAGAGAACUCUAAAUGCAGUAUCAUUUGAAUAUUAUGCUUCAAAGUGCUUGCAUAAUUUAAUUUCUUCAUUUAUUUUGAGGGAAGCUAUAUUAUGAUUAUGGCUUCUUUUUUUUUGUUCUGAAGAACUCCUCACAAGUUACGUAAGCAGAGCACAGUUCAAGACGAGCCAGUGCAUGGUUCUUGUGAAGUAUUUAGUUCCGAACUUAGUACUUGGUGUUGGUUUAGCAGAGUAACCUAACCAUGAUUCUUUUAGUUUUUAAAACUUAAAAACACUACUGAAUGUACCCUGUACCUACUUAUAAGAUUGCGUUUCGAGGAACGAAGGCAGUUGUGUAUAAUACAUUUCUCAGGUGCAGCAGCUCCAGUAAGCAUUGAAAUUUUUUUUGUAGA